AAGAAAAUGAAUACCUCAUUUCAAGACAUCUUUUUUCCCAACCGAAACAAUUCAUUGGAUAAUGAUACUUUGGAUAUGAACCAAGAGCAAGAUCGGUCUGAUAUGCAGAAAAAAUUCAAAAUUGCUCAAGUUGUUUUUCUCAUAAUUUCGUCUAUCGGAAUAUUUGGGAAUUCAGUAUCGAUUCUCGCCUUGAGGAAAUCGAAGAAGCUUCGAAGCCCAACCACUGCAUUUGUUAUAACUUUAUGCACUGCCGAUUUGCUUUUUUGUAUCCUCACUCUAACAAAUUACAGCAGGCCCGAUUGGAACUGCAAUCACGUUUUUUGCAUUUUGAUAACAUGGGCAAAAUACUUCGUUGGUGGAGAAUCGGUGUAUUUAAUGAUUGGAAUCACGAUUAAUCGAUAUAUCUGUGUAAUUCACCCAAAUUAUUAUCGUUUGAUAUACAGAAGGAAAUGUCUAGCAUUCCAGAUAGCUUUAACCUGGAUGUAUUCCUUUAUGAUAUCUCUUUUACCAUUCUUUGAAAUUUGGGGAAAAUAUGGUUACGAUCCUAACAGCGGACUCUGUAUCAUUUUGAGACAAAACGGAAAGUCAGCUAGAACUUUCUUUUUUAUAUCCUAUUACGCACUUCCAGCCACGGUUUUUGCAGUUUGCUAUUCUAGAAUUUUUUGGGUCACUUAUAAAACAUCUCGACAAGUGAGAAAGCAGUGCAAUUUUUUUGUUACGCCUGAAGAAUUAAAUGCUACAGCAACUUCACCAGAAUGUAGAAUUCAAAGAGGUGACAUUCCGGAUCGUGUUAAUGACAAAGAGAUGAAAAUCCUGAAAGUGAUGCUAGUCAUCUUUGUUGCCUUCCUGAUUUGUUACUUUCCAAUGGCGCUCAUUAAAUUUUUUGACAGUAAGGCGAAAAUUCCUGCACUUACCGCGCUGUCCUACUUGGGAAUCAAUUUAUCAAAUGUGAUCAAUCCCAUGAUAUAUGUUGCUAUGAGUGCUGAAUACCGAAAAGCAUAUAUUGAACUUUUCACUUGCAAACAACUCUGGCUGCCAUUGUCUACUUCUUCGAAUGCAGCAACUUCCUCAAAUACAGCAACUAUAGAGAUGCUAAGUGUUUGAUAUUGCUCUACUAUUUUCUUAUUUAAGCAAAUUUAUAUAACAUUAUUGUUGUUAUAAGUGUCAUAAAUGUAAUAUUAAAGUGCAAUGUAAAAAAUAAAUACUAUGCCCCUUAAAUUUAGAAAUGCUAGAAAGAGAUAAUGAAAAUAAAGACAUUUAAACAAAUACAGUUGAUAAUAAUA
Molecule: messenger RNA, 1283 nt
Organism: Parasteatoda tepidariorum (common house spider)
Lineage: Eukaryota; Metazoa; Arthropoda; Arachnida; Araneae; Theridiidae
Product: G-protein coupled receptor moody-like
Source: RefSeq, a predicted model, not a curated record